AUGCACCAGUACCCGGCCGCAUUCCGUCUCUUCCGCGCUCACUGUCGAAAAUACCUCCCACUGCAAGCCCAAAACCAGAAACAACCAAGACACAUCCGCACAUACGAAUGGGAUAUCAGACACGUCCUGAUAACCCCGCCCCAGCCACAAGAUUACAAUCCCCAGUGCCCCAGACUCGACAUGCGAUGGAAGAGGGCGCGGAAGAGGGCACGAGGACGAGGAGCGCGAAGGAGAGCACGAGGAGUUGCAAACACAACUGCAUAUGCACCAGCUGCUCCAUCUAAAAAGCACUGGAUAGUCUGCCUCUUCAUGUCCUGGCACUACGGCCCGCGAAACCGGGACCCAUCAGAGGUGGAGAGAUUCCGUCGGGAAGGACAGGGUGCGGGGAAAUUGUUUGCAUGCAAGUUCAAUUCAGGACUCUUUGCUGUGCCAUGGGAGCAGACAAGAGAAGUCCCUCAGAGGUCAGGGUUGGAAGUGACUGUUAAUUCCAAUCAAUGGAAUUAUCAUUCAAGCGUCGAUCCUGGCUACCUCCUGGCUACGAAGGCUCAGUAUCAACACAGUCUCCUGUAG
Messenger RNA from Coccidioides immitis RS, 570 nucleotides. RefSeq lists its product as uncharacterized. The record is from RefSeq and is a predicted model, not a curated record. NCBI's taxonomy places the organism in Eukaryota, Fungi, Ascomycota, Eurotiomycetes, Onygenales, Onygenaceae. Bases 1 to 570 code for a protein of 189 amino acids. The transcript has 4 exons.